UGUACUUUACCCAUCGUGCUCCAGCCAAAAUGGCCGCCAAGUUCCCCCGGCUGCUGCCUCUAGCGGCCCUCCCGGCCGGCGCGUCUCUGGGAGCGGUGUACGCGGCGGAGGUCGUCAAGAAAGAAGACUGCGGGUGUGGGAAGAAAAAGAAGACCGUCAGCAUCUCAGAGCUGCCCAUCUAUGACCAGCCCCCUGACCUGACUCAGUACACCUAUGUCGAGGAGGACGUCGGAUUUCUCCAGCAGCAUGUGUCAAAGGUCAGGCAGGCUGUGUGGACAGGGUACGACAAGAUGGAGGGAACGAGAGUGUAUGUUGUUGACAAAUACAGAGUUGCAGAGAAGAAAACCACAGCUGGGUUGGAGUAUGUACAAAGUGAAGAAGGGUUUUUCCCCCGUCUUGGUGUCAUCACUUUAUCUGGUCUGACUGGGCUAGUACUAGGAGCAAGAGGUGGUUUGUUGAAGAAGGCGGUUUACUCCACGACCCUGGCGGGGGCGGCGGCCUCCCUGUGUUACCCUAACCAGGCCGUGAACAUCUCCAGGAGCGGGUACACGAGGGCGCGAGACUUCACACUGGAACAGGUCAACAACAUCAGACAGGGGGGCAAACCCAGGCAGAGCCAGCCACCGAAAAAAGCACCUGAAGCAGCUGAAGUUGUACCUUCAGCACCUGAAACCCCUGCAGCUGAGGAUACUGCAGCUGCAGCCGAAGCACCUGUGGCGGAACCAGCGAAGGAGAAACCUAAAGUAGAGGGCGACUUUGGACAGUCCAACCCUGAAGACAAAGACAUGUACACCACAAGAGGCAGUUAAUUAUGAUAACCAGGGCUCGAAAUACUGGGUGCAUGUGCACCUUAGUGCACCCAAAUUUGGAGCUGUGCACCCAUUUUUUUCUGCGGGUGCACUGGUGCACCCGAAUAAUUUCUUAGGCUCAACAUAUGUAAAGAUGGUAAUAGUAGUUACAGCAUAUUCUUAACAUCUAAGUGUCAGAAAAAAUGAUACAAUCAUUGUAACUACUUUUCUCGAAAUGAAACAUAAUUAUAGUUUUUGCUGACAUUCUACCUAUUUUAUUUUAUGUGGUGCGCCUAAUAUAUUUUUUGUG
This is a messenger RNA of Branchiostoma belcheri (Belcher's lancelet), 1098 nucleotides long. Its product is annotated as MICOS complex subunit MIC27-like. The coding region runs from base 30 to 809 and encodes 259 amino acids. Lineage: Eukaryota; Metazoa; Chordata; Leptocardii; Amphioxiformes; Branchiostomatidae. The record is from RefSeq and is a predicted model, not a curated record. Gene Ontology annotation, cellular component: MICOS complex. Gene Ontology annotation, biological process: cristae formation. The transcript has 7 exons.